CCCUCAGCAGCCCGCGGAGCCGCGCCGCGCCGCCCCGGCGAGCUCGCCCGGCCUGCCCUGAGCCGCGCCGCCGAGGUUUCUGAUCAAAGGGCCUGGGAGCUCACUACACUGGCACUGUGGGAAGCUUUAGCCAAUCCAAUGCACCCUGACAACAAACUGCCCAGCCAUGGCAAGGCAGGCAGCAGCGGUGCUCCGGCCCAGCACCACAACGUGAGCCAAGCACCCACCUGCAACCUGGGCUCGAAGGGUGUGGGGGCGGGCAGCCAUGGCAGCAAGGCCACUCAGAUCUCCCCUGGCAACUCUGGACUGAAAAACAGCCAGAACACUGUCCCAAACUUCAGCUCCUUGAAAGGCAAGGUGAAACGGGAACGAAGCAUCUCGGUGGACUCUGGAGAACAGCGAGAAGUCAGCACCCCUUCACAGGAGGCAGAAUCAAAAGGUGAGGUGGCUCCCCGUAGCAAGCGACGGUGUGUUCUGGAAAGGAAGCAGCCGUACAGCGGGGACGAAUGGUGCUCUGGACCGGACAGCGAGGAGGACGACAAGCCCAUCAGCAGUGCACACAAUUGUAAUGUAGCAGAUCCUGCGAUGUCCACGGCCUCACAGCUUGGCCCAGGGUCCAACCCGCUGCCGAACCUGAAUGAGACCGGUUCUUCCAGCGUGCCUCAUGGUGCUGCCCCUGGCUUACGGUCGGACGCUGCGGGAGGCGGAGCCAGUGGAACGGGAAAGCAGCCUUCACAGUUCGUUUACGUCUUCACGACGCACCUUGCUAACACAGCUGCAGAGGCUGUCCUGCAGGGCCGAGCUGACUCCAUUCUGGCCUACCAUCAGCAGAACGUCCCACGGGCAAAGCUAGACCAGGCGCCAGCUGCCAAAGUGCUGGGUGUUGCCGAGCCACUUCCGAUUAACCCUCCUGCUGCGAACACUCCACAGUCCCAGCCACCGGCACCUCAAGCGAGCCAGCCGCAGCCUCCCCCGCAGCAGCCUCCGUCUGCGCCUCAGACCAUCAGUCAAACACCUUUGCCUGCGCCCAGCAGCCUGCCUCAGGAAGGGACAAGUGAAGAUGUCCGGAGAGAUCUGACUCCCAACUCUUUGGGGAACAACGGUGGCAGCACCCAGCCUGGAAGUAACCACCCAAAUACACCCACCGCGUCUGCCAACACCAUGCAGCCUGGGCAAGUGGACUCCUCCACCACGUCCAGCUCCGGUCUCCUCGGGGAGGGCCUGGGCCCAGGGAUGCAGGGGAACGGGCAGGCAGGCCUGGGCCCCAGGAACCCCAUGAACUCGGAAGGGCUCUCAAAGGAGCAGCUGGAGCACCGCGAGCGCUCUCUGCAAACCCUGCGGGACAUUGAGCGCCUACUGCUGCGCAGUGGGGAGGCCGAGCCCUUCAUGAAGUCCAGCCAAAACGUGGGUGAGGGCGGCACGGCCCCUCAGCCGCAGGCUGCCUCCGCGCAGCCCCCCGCGCCCCCCGCCACCAUGAAGAAGUAUGAGGAGCCUCUGCAGUCCAUGAUCUCCCAGACCCAGAGCCUUGGCGGGCCCAGCCUGGAACACGAGGUGCCUCACCACCCGGGUGCUGACAUGGGGCAGCAGAUGAACAUGAUGAUGCAGCGGCUGAAUCAGGACAGCCUGACGCCGGAGCAAGUGGCCUGGCGGAAGUUGCAGGAGGAAUACUAUGAGGAAAAGCGACGGAAAGAGGAGCAAAUCAGCAUCCACGGCCGGCCCAUGCAGGAGAUCAUGAUCCCACAGUCGAUGGGGAGCAUGAUGAUGCGUGGGCCCCCACCGCCCUACCACAGCAAGCCUGGCGAGCAGUGGCCGCCGGGGAUGGGCAGCCAGCUGCGAGGGCCUAUGGAUGUGCAGGACCCUAUGCAGCUGCGGGGAGGACCACCCUUCCCGGGACCAAGGUUCCCCGGGAAUCAAAUGCAGAGAGUCUCUGGCUUCGGAGGGAUGCAGAACGUGCCCUUGGAUGCUCUUGGGCCCAUGAAUGCCAUGCAGAGGCCGGUCAGGCCCGGCAUGGGAUGGAGCGAUGAUAUGCCUCCUAUGGGAGGCCCCGGAAACUUUCCACAAGGCACCCUGCCCUACCCCUCGGGGCAAGGGGAUCCUGAAAGGUUCAUGAAUCCCCGUGCCAGGGAGGAGAUUCUGCGGCAUCAGCUGAUGGAGAAACGCCCGGUGGCAAUGCAGAGGCCCCUGGGGAUGUCUGGCAACUCCAUGAGCCAGGGCAUGGAAAUGGAGAGGAUGAUACAGGCUCACAGGCAGAUGGAUCCGUCCAUGUUCGCUGGGCAGAUCACUGGGGACAGCCUGAGCAAUGCCCCGAUGGGAAUGGAUUUUGCAGGCACGCGGGGGAUGCUCAGCCCCCCUAUGAGUCAGUCAGGCCUUCGGGACAUGGAUGCGCCCAUGGGCCCCGGCAACCUCAACAUGAACAUGAAUGUCAACAUGAACAUGAACAUGAACCUCAAUGUCCAGAUGACCCCGCAGCAGCAGAUGAUGAUGUCGCAGAAGAUGAGGGGCCCCGAUAUGAUGGCUCACCAGGGCGUGAGCCCCGAAGAGCUGGCCAGGGCAAGGGCUCAGAACGGCAAUGGCGGCACAAUGCUGGGGGGACCCCAGAAAGUGAUGAUUCCCUCCCAGUUCCCCAACCAAGGACAGCAAGGCUUCUCGGGCGGGCAAGGUCCUUACCCCAACAUGCCCCAGGAGAUGGGCAGCAACUCGGACAUGUUCAGCCCCGAGCAGGGUGCAGUGCCUGUCGGGGGCAUCAGCGGCACCACCAGGCUCAGCCACAUCCCCCUGCCUCCGGCCUCCAAUCCUGCUCCCGCACAAGGGGGAAACCUGCCCAACAUGCACCCGGUGUCUUCCCGGGGACUGGGUCGCCGGCCCUCUGACCUCACCAUCAACAUCAGUCAGAUGAACUCCCCCAGCAUGAGUCACCUCAAGUCUCCCACCCUCAGCCAGGUGCACUCCCCGCUGGUCACGUCCCCCUCUGCCAACCUCAAGUCCCCGCAGACGCCGUCGCAGAUGGUCAGCAUGCCGCCUUCGAACCAGUCUGGGCCCCUCAAGUCCCCCCAGGUGAUGAGCUCGCUUAACGUCCGGUCUCCGACCGGCUCGCCGAGCCGCCUGAAGUCUCCUCCCAUGGCUGUUCCUUCCCCUGGCUGGGUGCCGUCUCCCAAAGCCACCAUGCCCAGCCCAGGAGUCAACCAGAGCAAGCAGCCUCUCGGCAUGAACUCGUCCGCUUCCAUGGGAGGACUGGAUCAGGGUUCUCUCCCUUCUGGGCCUCGGAGCAGCUCUUCCGCAUCAGCCAGUAACACCUCUAGCACCAUGAAUCCCAACAUGCCUUUUACUUCCUCUCCAGAUCCAUCCCCCUCCCAGAACCCCCUCUCGCUGAUGAUGUCCCAGAUGUCCAAGUAUGCCAUGCCCAGCUCCACGCCGCUUUACCACAAUGCCAUCAAAACGAUUGCCACCUCUGAUGACGAGCUGCUGCCGGACAGGCCUAUGCUCCCGCCAGGGAGCAUGUCAGGUGUGACAGGGAACCAGCCCAAUCAACUGCACAUGAACUCCGUGGGGCCUGGAUCCUCUCAGAGCCCCAUGGGAAUGAACCUGCCUGGUCAGCAACCCCUCUCCCACGAACCACCCCCCACCCCAAUGAUGUCCUCCCCAAACCCUCUGGGCUCCAACAUUCCUCUGCACCCGAGUGCUCCGGGGGCCGGCGUACCCCCCCAGAACCCCAUGAUGCUGCCCCCAGGGCCCCAGGACUCACUGAACCAGCAGUGUGGCCCCGUGCCCAGCAGCUCGCAGGUGAUUCCUUCCAACCAGCUCGUGUUCCCCCGCAUGCAGCAGCCCCACAAUGCCAUGCCGUCUCCCGCCGGAGGCAUGCCCAUGGCCCCUGGCGCGGGGGGCGGCCCUGGCAUGCAGCAGCACUACCCGCCAGGGAUGCCCUUGCCGCCUGAAGACCUUCCCUCCCAGCAGCCCAGCCAGAUGCCCCCUCAGCAGCACAUGAUGGGAAAGAACAUCCCUCCUCGGAUCGGCGAGCCCUACCCGCCCGUGCUCCCCGGGGUGGCAUCGGUGCUGAACGACCCUGAGCUCAGCGAGGUCAUCCGCCCCACGCCCACGGGUAUCCCCGAGUUUGACCUGUCCAGGAUCAUCCCAUCGGAGAAGCCGAGCAGCACCUUGCAGUAUUUCCCCAAGAGCGACAGCCAAGCUCCCAAAUCACAGCCUUCCAACCUCCACCUCAUGAACCUGCAGAACAUGAUGGCCGACCAGCCUCCGGUGCGGCCAGGUAUGAACGCCCCCAGCCUCCCCGGGCAGCAGGGCAUGCAGAGGGGACUCAGCAUGCCCAUGUGCCACCCCGGACAAGUGCCCAUGCUGGGCAGGACAGGCAUACCGCCUCAGCAAGGCAUGAUGGGCAACAGCAUGCACCAGGGCAUGAUGUCUCCGCAGCAGAGCCUGAUGGCCCAGCAGAAUUUCAUGCUGAUGCAGGCCAAGCAGAGGAGCAUGUCUGUCUCGGGAGAGAUGUAUGCCCAGACAGGACAUAUGAUGUCACCUCAGGGCUCUCUCAUGGGGCCCCCACCUCAGCAGAACCUCAUGGUCACGCACCAGAUGAGGCAGAGGAGUGUCUCCCUGGACAGCCAGAUGAGUUAUAUCCCCGGGCCUGGGAACAUGGCAAACCUGCCUUUCUAAGCCUGGCUGGUGCUUGGGGUGGGAGGGGACGGAGCCACCCGUACGGACGCUUUUAAAUCUAUUGUCGGGGGAGGGUUGGGGGCCAGCGCCGGUGGAGGACACCACGCGGGAUGCUUUUCAGAGCGGAUUUGCCUCUACACAGAAAACCAGAUGUGCAGUAAACUUGAUGUGAAUUGCGUUUCUUUUUCUUUGAGAGGGAAGGAGAGGGUGGAGGGGACCGGAAGUCGGGGCUGUUACUUUGAAGCCUGCGUGGUGACUGGGGACAUCCAGACCCUGUGGCAGUCUGUAAAGUUUAUGGUUUAUGGUUUUCCUCCUUCAACUGCUUUUCUUUUCCUUUUUUUUUUUUCCCCUCUCUUUUUUUCCUUUUUGUUUUUUUUUUUUCCCUUGUUUUCUUUUUGGUUUUGUUUUUUUAAGCAACCAAAACAUGCAAGAGGGUUUUUGGAACUCACUGUAAAUAGGUCGCUGGGAAAGGCAAAACUUGUGCUGGUUUUUAAUUGUUCUGUAUUUCUGUGUUUUAAUAGAAGCCUCAAAACAUGUUUUUUUAAAAAAAAAACCAAAAAACCAAAAAAACAGAAACAAAAACAUGCUGAAGGCAACAGUGUACAAGGAUUGAAAAGUCUCCUUGGGGGAGGCAGGAGGUUCCCCCAGGGUGCAGAGGGCAUUGGGAGAUCCCCUUGUAGAAUGACUCUGUGUCAAGCCUGUGUUGUUCACAUGUCUGAACGGUUUGCAUGUGCAGGGUGUGUAGUUUCAUGCACUUCUUGGGCCCCUGUGGAGGCGGUGCCGAGUACAUGAACGCAACCGAGGAUCUGCAGGGAGGUCGGAGCCGUAGCCGUGGUGAAAUGCUGCCGGAGCAGCGCUGAGCCGAAGGACGGAGGCUGCAGCUUCACAGGAUGCAGCUGCUGGCAGCCCGUGGCAAAGCUGCGGUGGCUGGGACAGUGAGAGUGCCGGCCCUUUGGCCAGAGAGGUAGCUACGGUUCUGGCCUUCGGCGGAUGAUAAGAGGCUGGACCCAAAAGUCUCAUCCAGCCGCGUCACCUCUGGUCCCCUCCCUUCACGCUGUGUCCCCUGUGGGUGGGGGUGGUGGUGUGUAGGGAUAGAAGGGCUCUGAGCGAGGUGAUGCGUUCCUGUGCUUCCAGGACAGGCUACCUGAGAACCCUCCUCUCGCAGCCUUACUACCCCAGUCCGUUACCUGUCCAUGACGUGCCCCUCUACCUCUGCUGUCAAACUCUCCCAGGUCUUCCUCGUGCUUGUCAGUCCUCCUCCGGCGUCUCGGGCAGCCUUUGCGCCAUCUCGCCCUGAGCUCCCAGCAGCAGCCCAACCGUACGGCAUAAUAGAGGUCUGGCUAUCGCAGGCCACCUAUCCCUGCGAGUGACGCUCCAUCUCGGUACGAGAGUCGGCUUGUACGGUACCAGCGGUGUGGCCAUCCUCUGGUUCGGACGAGGGGCGGUGGUUGCGCUGCAGCCCCUCGUUCCUAGGCUGGCAGAAGCACGUCAUCGGAAGAGCUCCAGCUUUUCUGGAUGCGCACCACCUUCCCCAUUCUCGGCUCCAUAAGAUCUUCCUGCAUGUGGCACUGGUGGCCUUUCCUGUAUUUGUUCACCAAGGGGACCGCAGGGUGACGCGUGUGUGCUUCAGCACGCGCUGCAGUGUCUCUGGGCCGCAUUCCAGCGUGGCGUACCCUGUGGGUAUCCAAGUGAACACGGGGCAGGCAAUUGCUGGAGGCACACCAGUUGAAGGAUGGUCUCUGCAGAACCAGACUUAGCGUACUACCUCUGUCGUAACAGAGCUCACCUCUCCCUACUUGCUACCACGGGGAGGAGAUAGCUUUCGUUAGGGUAGAUUGUCGAGCAGCGAGUGAACGGCAAUGCUUUUUUUCACUUUGCAAGGUGCUUGGCAAGGCCGACGGGUGCUGAAGUGUCAUCCCAGCCGCUGUCUCGAUCCAGUGGGGGAGAAGAUGGACUCGCUGAGUCCAGUUAGGAAUACCUUGGAGCCUCGGGGCACUUUGUAGCGAGCAGUACUGGGUGGGAAGCACAGGUCUGGAUUCGAGGAAGGAUUUUGCUUUGGCCUGCCUUGUGUGGUUUUGUUGCGUACCAUGUGAGCGAGCAGCAUUUUCGGAGGUGGCAAAACAGGAACAGUCCCGUGAAGUGCUCAUCUCUGCCUUAACAGUUGGAGCAGAGGAAUAAUCUUUAGCCUGGGCUAACGAGGUGCACUUUAGCCCUGCUGCGUUAGCUGGUUGGAUUCUUCACCCUUUCAGAGUGUGCGUUUCACGUGGGAGGAUGUGGCUCAAACAGGUGUCGCUCUUUCUAAGCUCGACUUGCCUGAAAGGCCGUGGCUUCUCUUGGCUGCACCUCAGAGUGUUGGCUGCUGGUAGUUCCUCGUAAACAUCCAAGUGCCAGGGCCAGCCCCAAACCUUGCUCAUCAUCCACCAGCUAGUCUCAAUUUGAAGCCAUACACUUUUCCGUAGGGAAGUUUUUUUGUUUGUCUGUAGACGGCUUGUUGUUUUAAGCCCGGUUGAGAUCUCCCCGUGUCCCUACUUUCCCCGUUAUCCCUUUUGCCCAGCCUGACCAAGAAGUGGCGUGCGGUCCUCGCUGCGUUGGCAGUGUGUGGUCCCCGUGCCGGCCGGAGCCCGCAGACUGUGGUGCAGCGGGGGAAGAGGCGGCAUGAUGGUGUUUCUGUUUGGUGACAGGAGGAAGGCUUGUCCUUCGGUGAUGGGCAUGUAGGAAGCAAAGCCUUUGGCUCGGCAGCCCUGGGUACGAAAGAGAAAUCCUGACGCUAGGUCAGAGCUGGGGUCUUUGGAGAAGCGGUAGGCGCUCCUCCACACAAGUCCCACCUCCCCAGAGCCAGUCGUACCCAUACCGAGCGAUGGCUGAACAACAGGGGGAAGUAGUGCCAGACACCUAACACCCCUCCACACGGAUGUUGCUCCUGACCAUGUCUGCUAACAGCAAUAUGGCAGGAGCUUCCGUGGAAGCUUGGUAGCAGCCAGUCCUUGUCAGACUCGGGCGGGGUUUGCCAUCAGCCAGUCUCCCGCUGCCGUGAGCUGUGUCUAGUCUCGUGUCUUGUAGUUUAUUGCUCAGCUUCUCAGCUUGAGUUCUGUGUACUGAAUCCACCUAAUCACAGUAAAAGGUUUGCCCAUGUUUUAGCCAUGACUUUGCCAUGUUUCCCCAGCUCCAAAAAAGUGAACGCUGGGAAACCAUAUUUCUCAGUACGUCAGAUAAUCACGCACCCGGAAUUAGCUUUCACGUCAAGGUAAUGGUGACUGACCUGUUCUCUGUCAUCCCAUGGAGAAACUUCCCCAGUCAUUUUGUACCAUUAUAUAAAUAUAUAUAUAUAAAUAUAAAUAUAUAAAUACAAUAUGUGAAGACAUCUUAUUGGUUUUUAUUUGAAACGAUUUUUAGGCUUGUUUUUGGGUAUCUGUGCUGCCUGUAAUGUAUUGACCUGUUUUAUAGGUGCCUUUUUAUUAAAAAGACAAAUUUCAA
Colius striatus (speckled mousebird) is the source of this 8136-nucleotide messenger RNA. It is a transcript of the gene BCL9L, whose product is annotated as BCL9 like. The record is from RefSeq and is a predicted model, not a curated record. Gene Ontology annotation, molecular function: beta-catenin binding; transcription coactivator activity. Gene Ontology annotation, cellular component: beta-catenin-TCF complex. The coding region runs from base 139 to 4662 and encodes 1507 amino acids. NCBI's taxonomy places the organism in Eukaryota, Metazoa, Chordata, Aves, Coliiformes, Coliidae. The transcript has 8 exons. Gene Ontology annotation, biological process: negative regulation of transforming growth factor beta receptor signaling pathway; canonical Wnt signaling pathway; positive regulation of transcription by RNA polymerase II.